Vicia villosa (hairy vetch) is the source of this 1428-nucleotide messenger RNA. RefSeq lists its product as uncharacterized. Bases 69 to 797 code for a protein of 242 amino acids. NCBI's taxonomy places the organism in Eukaryota, Viridiplantae, Streptophyta, Magnoliopsida, Fabales, Fabaceae. The transcript is spliced from 3 exons. Gene Ontology annotation, molecular function: cysteine-type endopeptidase inhibitor activity. The record is from RefSeq and is a predicted model, not a curated record.
UGUCUAUAAUAUAAUAUACCCUUAUCUGUGAAUUUUUGUUGUUAUUCAUUCGUUUUUUUGCUGUUGUAAUGUCGAUGGAUCCUUUCUCGCUUGGCGUUAUACGACCGUCCCCUGGAAGCUGCGACGAAAGAGGGAAGCGGCUGAAAUCAGAUGCAGAACCGAAAACAGAACCGGAAGCAGAAUCGGGCUCGGAACCGGAACCGGAAUCGGAAUCGGAAAUAGAUUCAGAAACGGAACGUGAAUUUGAAAAAGAACGGGACAGGGUGUUUGGUUGGCAAUCGAUUCCAUUAGAAGAUCUGGAGGUUAGUGAUCUGUCUAGUCGUUAUGAAGACCACCCUUAUCCUUUCUCUUUUGGCUGUCCCAAAUUUACAUACGUGAAUAAAGCCAUGAGAAAACAAGAAGAGGAUGGUAAAAAGGCCCUGGCUGAUUAUCGGGAGAGUUCUCGUAACAUAAGUCCCUAUGAUGUUACCGAUGUUCCAUCCUUUGGAAAUAUUUGUGGCAAUAACUUUCCCAGACCCGUUACCAUUGCCGAUGAUCAUCGUCGCCCGCAUUUCAUUCAUCUCUCCAAACUUGCCUUGGCCGAGUACAACCAUGAUAAUCAGGCUAUAAAGUAUGAAUUUGAAGAUGUUAUCAAGGCAACCAGGCAAUUUGUUCCUCUUAUUACUUAUUACAUUACCUUUCAAGCAAAACCUAAAGAUAAAGGUGAUGGUGCUACAACAACUUUUCAAGCCCGGGUAUGGGACAGGACGCCUUCAUUGGAAUCGCCUGUGGUUGAGUCUUGUUCCAUUAAAACCUAACACACACCAUGAAAUUGAAGGUUAGUGUUGGAGAAAUCAUGAAAUUCGGUUGUUGUUCAUCCUUAUUGGAAUUGUGGAUACAAAAGAGCUCUGAAAGUUUGGAUUUCAAUAUACACGAGCUCGAAUUUGCCAUGAAAACCCUUUUGCCAUUUGUGUAGACAAAGCUGUUCUUCGUAGGGCAACCACGACCAAGAAUUUUGAAAAACCUUUACGGAGUUGUCCACAUUUUAAGGGAUCUUUGCAAGCUAGGUGUGAGUAGUUUGAAUGGUUCUAUGAGGAUGUGGAAUAUGAGAAAUGGCAAUUUGUGAAGACUAGGUUGAAAAAGUUAGCAAAGGAAAUUGAUGAUGCAAAAAUGGAGUUUGAAAAAGUUAGUGUGACAAAUGAAGAAUUAAGGAAAGUUGAUUGAACUUCAAAGUCAAAUGAAGAUGUUGAAGUGUUUUUUUUUUUUUUGGAAUAUGACUGUAUCGGUUGUAUUGGUUUUGUAAUUUUCUCUUUAUUGGUUUUUUUUCUCUUCAUGUUUUAAGAGUAAGUAAUGUAUGAGCCUGUAUUGGUUGAAUUUAAUCAAUUGAAUUUCUUGUAUGUAUCGGUUGAAUGUAAUGGCAUGUAUCAGUUAAAUGUAUUGACACCAUUG